AUGGGAGCUGGAAGCCAUCAAGAAAGAACUGGGCAAGAAUGUACGCCACCGCUGCGCUCGGCCACACAAGCCAUCCACGCCGACGAUGACUUGGAGCGCUACGGUGCGGUAGCCGCGGCGAUUUCCGUGUCUACGACCUUUCGUUUUCCCAGAGAUGUGGAGGCCCUUCAAGCUAGAGCAGAUCGUGAUCCGAAGGCAACUCCCACCACCACGCGGUUGGAGGUCGUGCUUACCCAGAUCAUUGGACAGCCUUCCAUCACGUAUGCGUCUGGGCUGGCGGCGUUCCACGCCCUGAUGAUUAUGCUGAACCCUAAGAAGAUCUUCAUGGACGAUGUGUAUCACGGAUGCCAGAAAGUGGUGGACAUCAUGGCGAGGCUCACAGGGCUCGAGAAACACUCGCUGGACCAGCUUGAACGACUGGGCUCCCGAGAUGUUCUUUACAUUGAGACGCCUGCUAAUCCCACUGGGGAGGCUUAUGACCUUGGCUUCUACAAAGAGCGAGCCGCAGCGGCUGGCGCUUAUCUGGUUGUUGACUCGACCUUUGGGCCGCCGCCAUUGCAAGACCCUUUUGCAUUCGGCGCUGAUGUCGUGCUGCACAGUGGAACCAAGUAUUUCGGAGGACACUCUGAUAUGCUAUGUGGUAUAUUGUCUGUUAGUCAGUCCUACGUCGACCAAGGAUGGCUGGACCAGCUUCGUGAUGAGAGGUCAACAAUAGGAAGUGUCAUGGGAAGCUUGGAAGGGUGGUUGGGGCUUCGGUCAAUACGGACGCUUCAGUUGCGAGUAGAGAGACAAUCGGCCAAUGCGGUCGCGCUCGUUUCCUGGCUGCACCUCUUGGCGCAGGAUGAGGCAUCCGUCGCCGCCAAGACCAUUCUGCGGGUGACACAUGCAUCACUUCAAGAAGAUGCGUUGGCAGCAGGCUGGCUGCAAAAGCAGAUGCCUGGGGGAUACGGGCCGGUGUUUUCCAAACUGUUCCAUGAGGCCAAUGAUGCACGGCGUCUGCCGAGCUUCUUGCAUCUUUUCAACCACGCAACAAGCCUGGGAGGCGUGGAGAGUUUGAUUGAAUGGCGCGCAAUGACAGAUGCUGGAGCGGAUCGUAGGUUGGUGAGAGUAAGUAUCGGAGUGGAAGACUUGCAGGACCUGCAGAAUGACUUGCUGCAAGGGCUUGUUGCCCUCGUAGGAUAG
Molecule: messenger RNA, 1182 nt
Organism: Clonostachys byssicola
Lineage: Eukaryota; Fungi; Ascomycota; Sordariomycetes; Hypocreales; Bionectriaceae
Source: the annotation of a GenBank genome assembly